This is a messenger RNA of Phacochoerus africanus (Common warthog), 1081 nucleotides long. It is a transcript of the gene NSA2, whose product is annotated as NSA2 ribosome biogenesis factor. The coding region runs from base 132 to 914 and encodes 260 amino acids. The record is from RefSeq and is a predicted model, not a curated record. The transcript is spliced from 6 exons. NCBI's taxonomy places the organism in Eukaryota, Metazoa, Chordata, Mammalia, Artiodactyla, Suidae. Gene Ontology annotation, biological process: maturation of 5.8S rRNA; maturation of LSU-rRNA. Gene Ontology annotation, cellular component: preribosome, large subunit precursor; nucleolus.
GUCGGUCCUUCUAGAAGCGACCCUUUCCUGUCGCGGCCGGCGUGGACUCGGCUGGUGAAUCUCUCAGAUCCAAAAAUUAAGAGCUUCUUCUCGUCCCCACCGCUCCGCCGGGUGGCUCGGCGGCCGUCACUAUGCCACAAAAUGAAUAUAUUGAGUUACACCGUAAGCGCUAUGGAUAUCGUUUGGAUUACCAUGAGAAAAAGAGGAAGAAGGAAGGUCGAGAAGCCCAUGAACGUUCAAAGAAGGCAAAAAAGAUGAUUGGUCUGAAAGCUAAGCUCUACCAUAAACAGCGCCAUGCUGAGAAAAUACAAAUGAAAAAGACUAUUAAGAUGCAUGAAAAGAGAAACACCAAACAGAAGAAUGAUGAAAAGACUCCACAAGGCGCAGUACCUGCAUAUCUACUGGACAGAGAGGGACAGUCUCGGGCUAAAGUACUUUCUAAUAUGAUUAAACAAAAACGAAAAGAGAAAGCGGGAAAAUGGGAAGUCCCUCUGCCCAAAGUUCGAGCCCAGGGAGAAACAGAAGUAUUAAAAGUUAUUCGAACGGGAAAGAGAAAGAAGAAAGCCUGGAAGAGGAUGGUCACUAAAGUCUGCUUUGUUGGAGACGGCUUUACUCGAAAACCCCCUAAAUAUGAAAGAUUCAUUAGGCCAAUGGGCUUACGUUUCAAGAAGGCCCAUGUAACACAUCCUGAACUGAAAGCCACCUUUUGCCUGCCAAUACUUGGGGUAAAGAAGAAUCCCUCUUCCCCACUGUAUACAACUCUGGGGGUUAUCACCAAAGGUACUGUCAUUGAGGUGAACGUGAGCGAGUUGGGCCUUGUGACACAAGGAGGCAAGGUCAUUUGGGGAAAAUAUGCCCAGGUUGCCAACAAUCCUGAAAAUGAUGGAUGCAUAAAUGCAGUCUUACUGGUUUGACAGCAAUUGCAUAUAGACAACUGCUUGUAAUUAAUGAAGACUACACACCAUCAGCAAACUAUUAGUCUGAUGUUUCUGAAUCCUACCAGUCAGCCUUUCAAGUCUGCUGUCAUCAAGAAAACUAUUUAUUGUUUACAAAAAAAAUUAAAACAGCCUCGUUUUACAAA